Messenger RNA from Morchella sextelata, 225 nucleotides. RefSeq lists its product as uncharacterized. NCBI's taxonomy places the organism in Eukaryota, Fungi, Ascomycota, Pezizomycetes, Pezizales, Morchellaceae. The record is from RefSeq and is a predicted model, not a curated record. The coding region runs from base 1 to 225 and encodes 74 amino acids. The transcript has a single exon.
AUGACAGUGCUACUAAACCUACCCAACGAGGUCAUACUCCUCAUCGCCUCGCACCUCUGCUCGCCGGGCGAUCUCAAUUCGCUCCUGAGAGGCAACCGCCGGCUUGCGGCGCUCUUGGCACCGGUGCUGAACAGGGAGCUUGAUGGGUACUUUGCGGCGUCGUGUGAUUUUGCGCUGGGAGAGGCGGGGGGCAUGGUCAUGAGCUUGGGCGGGUUUGGCUUUUAG